AUGUCAGAGGGUAGUACGAAGCCGCAGGUGCCUGUUGUGGCAGAGGCACACGAGGUGGAUACUUUUCACGUCCCCAAGGCGUUUUACGACAAGCACCCUCACUCGAAACCGCAUCUUGCCAACCUCGAAGAGUACCAGACGCUGUACAAGCAGUCCAUCACCGAUCCAAAGGCCUUCUGGGGCAAACUAGCCCGCGAACUGCUCACCUGGGAACGCGAUUUCCAGACUGUGCAUGCUGGCAGCUUCGAGAAUGGAGACAAUGCUUGGUUCUUGGAGGGCAGGCUGAAUGCCAGCUACAAUUGCGUCGAUCGUCACGCGUUCAAGGACCCAAACAAGCCUGCUAUCCUGUACGAGGCUGAUGAUGAGGCCGACAGUCGCGUCAUCACCUAUGGCGAGCUUCUCCGCCAGGUGUCCAAGCUGGCUUACACGCUCAAGGAGAUGGGCGUGAGAAAGGGCGAUGUUGUCGCCAUCUACCUGCCCAUGAUCCCCGAGGCUGUCGUUUCAUUCUUGGCCUGCUCUCGGAUUGGUGCUAUUCACUCUGUAGUUUUUGCUGGCUUCUCGUCUGAUUCGCUACGUGACCGCAUCAUCGAUGCCGAGUGCAAGGUGGUCAUCACCACCGACGAGGGCAAGCGUGGCGGCAAGGUUAUCAGUACCAAGAAGAUUGUCGACGAGGCUCUGAAGCAAUGUCCCGGCAUCAGCCACUGCUUGGUCUACAAGCGCACUGGGGCCGACAUCCCAUGGACAAAGGGCCGCGAUUGGUGGUGGCACGAGGAGGUGGAGAAAUACCCCAACUACAUUGCGCCCGAGCCAAUGAACUCGGAAGAUCCUCUCUUCUUGCUCUACACCUCUGGCUCGACGGGAAAGCCCAAGGGUGUCAUGCACACGACUGGAGGCUACCUCAUCGGAGCCGCAGCGACGGGAAAAUACGUUUUUGACAUUCACGACAACGAUACCUUCUUCUGCGGAGGUGAUGUCGGCUGGAUCACUGGCCACACAUACGUCGUAUAUGCCCCUCUCCUGCUCGGUGUAGGUACCGUCGUCUUCGAGGGCACACCAGCCUACCCCAACUUCUCGCGCUACUGGGACAUUGUCGACAAGUACAAUGUCAGCCAGUUCUACGUUGCCCCCACGGCGCUGCGACUGCUCAAGCGUGCCGGUGACGAGCACAUCAAGCACAAGAUGAGCAAUCUGAGGAUUCUCGGAUCGGUGGGCGAGCCCAUCGCCGCUGAAGUGUGGAAGUGGUACUUUGAAAUUGUGGGAAAAAGUGAAGCACACGUGGUAGAUACUUACUGGCAAACAGAGACUGGUUCUCAUGUCAUUACCCCACUCGGCGGUGUUACGCCCACAAAGCCCGGAUCUGCAUCUCUCCCAUUCUUUGGUAUCGAGCCUGCGAUUAUCGACCCAGUCUCGGGUGAGGAGAUUCACGGUAACGACGUGGAAGGGGUGUUGGCGUUUAAACAGCCAUGGCCAAGCAUGGCCCGCACAGUCUGGGGAGCACACCAGCGAUACAUGGACACGUACCUGAACGUGUACAAGGGAUAUUAUGAGCAGUUCACUGGAGACGGAGCUGGGCGUGACCACGAAGGCUACUACUGGAUCCGCGGACGUGUCGACGAUGUGGUGAAUGUGUCUGGACACCGACUGUCGACUGCUGAGAUUGAAGCAGCGCUGAUUGAGCACCAUCAAGUGGCGGAGGCGGCAGUGGUGGGCAUUGCCGACGAGUUGACGGGCCAAGCGGUCAACGCAUUCGUAGCGUUGAAGGAGGGGACGGAGUCGACUGAGCAGGUGAAGAAGGACUUGAUCUUGCAGGUGCGCAAGUCGAUAGGACCUUUUGCUGCGCCCAAGGCGAUUUUUGUGGUUCCCGACCUGCCCAAGACGCGGUCGGGCAAGAUUAUGCGGCGGAUCAUGCGCAAGAUCUUGGCUGGAGAGGAGGACCAGUUGGGCGACAUUACGACGCUUUCGGAUCCGUCGGUGGUGGACAAGAUCAUCGAAAUUGUGCACCAAUCCAAGAAGAGAUAG
Messenger RNA from Plenodomus lingam JN3, 2019 nucleotides. RefSeq lists its product as uncharacterized. Lineage: Eukaryota; Fungi; Ascomycota; Dothideomycetes; Pleosporales; Leptosphaeriaceae. Gene Ontology annotation, cellular component: cytosol. Gene Ontology annotation, molecular function: AMP binding; acetyl-CoA synthetase activity. The record is from RefSeq and is a predicted model, not a curated record.